Messenger RNA from Sphaeroforma arctica JP610, 501 nucleotides. RefSeq lists its product as hypothetical. Gene Ontology annotation, biological process: small GTPase-mediated signal transduction. Gene Ontology annotation, molecular function: small GTPase binding; GTPase activator activity. Bases 1 to 501 code for a protein of 166 amino acids. The record is from RefSeq and is a predicted model, not a curated record. The transcript has 4 exons. Lineage: Eukaryota; Ichthyosporea; Ichthyophonida.
AUGUUUUCUAGAGGGCUAGUACUGGACCUAGAAAUUAGCGGAUUUGAUUCCGUGGAUGUGGCCAGUCUGUUUAAACUUUACUUUAGAGACUUGCCUGGUCACAUACUUGGCACUAAAUCGGUGUUGAUAGCGCUCCGAGACUUAGCAAAAGACAUCGAAGACACCAAGGAACGGGUACGUUGGAUCCAGCAUUGCUUAGGGUCACUCCCAGCAGUGAAUAUGAACAUUCUCAGAUACUUGAUCAGGCAUAUGCAAGUGAUCAUUGCCAAAGACUCACUCAAGAUGUCUAGGGAGACAUUUGCUGACGCCUUCAGUACUACCCUUGACAUUCCCACAAUCGUGAUUGUGGAUAUGGUGAAUCAUUUCAGUGAUAUCUUCGAGCAUGAGCAAUUAGAGAGUGCUAAUGACAGCAGCAGCGACGAAAGCACUAGCGACAGUGGCGGUGGUAGCAAGAAGCACAGGGAAAUGGGUAAUGGCAACAGUAUGGAAGAACAGUUGUGA